Molecule: messenger RNA, 2812 nt
Organism: Hyla sarda
Lineage: Eukaryota; Metazoa; Chordata; Amphibia; Anura; Hylidae
Gene: RGMA
Product: repulsive guidance molecule BMP co-receptor a
Exons: 4
Coding region: 146-1492 (448 amino acids)
Biological process (GO): BMP signaling pathway
Cellular component (GO): plasma membrane
Molecular function (GO): coreceptor activity
Source: RefSeq, a predicted model, not a curated record
CAUAGGACACAAGUUUUCCCCUCACAGCUGCGGUGGCGGCUCAGUGUGUGUCGGGGCUGCAGCAUGCGGGUGAUACACGCGGUGCCCCCUAUAUGAGCGCUGGAUCUAUCCUAUGGGAGGGUGACCCCACGGCUUGGGCAGGCUCAUGAAGCUGACAAGGGCGAGGGUGGUGGUUAAAGCCCAAGCUGGAUGGAUGGGUAUGGGGAGAGGGGCAGGACCCAAAGCCCUGGGACUCUUCAAAAUCCUCACCGUCUUCUUGUGCACAUUCCACACAGCCUUCAGCUCAUCCUGUAGAAUUUUGAAGUGCAACUCAGAAUUUUGGUCAACCACCUCAAACUCCCAUCAUCACACAGGCGUGGAGGAUUCGGUGGAGUUUUGCACAGCACUGCGAACCUAUGCUCAUUGCACGCGUCGUACUGCUCGCUUUUGCAGAGGAGAUUUGGCUUACCAUUCGGCUGUCCAUGGCAUCGAUGACCUCAUGAGUCAACACAACUGUUCCAAAGAUGGCCCCACUUCCCAGCCACGUGUUCGGACCCCACCACCAUGGGACAGCCAAGAAAGGUCUGACAGCCCUGAGAUUUGUCACUAUGAAAAAAAUUUUCACCGGCACUCAGCAACCCCUAACUACACCCAUUGUGGUCUCUUUGGGGACCCCCAUCUUAGGACGUUUACAGACACUUUUCAGACCUGCAAAAUACAAGGGGCCUGGCCUCUCAUAGACAAUAAUUACUUGAAUGUACAAGUCACCAACACUCCGGUACAUCCAGGAUCAACUGCAACAGCUACCAGCAAGAUUACAAUAAUCUUCAAGAACUUCCAGGAGUGUGUGGACCAGAAGGUUUACCAGGCUGAAAUGGACGAGCUUCCAGCCGCUUUUGUAGAUGGCUCUAAGAAUGGUGGAGACAAAAGUGGCGCAAACAGCUUGAAAAUUGUAGAAAAAGUGGCUGGGCAACACAUAGAAAUACAAGCCAAAUAUAUUGGUACCACAAUAGUGGUGCGACAAGUUGGUCGCUACCUAACUUUUGCAGUACGCAUGCCUGAGGAGGUGGUGAAUGCCGUGGAGGACAAAGAAAACCAAGGACUUUAUCUGUGUCUCCAAGGUUGUCCUCAGAACCAGCAAAUUGACUUUCGAACCUUCCACUCCCAAACCCCAGAGACUGGUUCUAGGAGACACGGGACUGGAUCCAGUGUAUCCUCAUUCACCCCUCAAAUGGCAGGAGCCAAAUGCAAAGAAAAGCUGCCCGUUGAGGACCUCUACUUUCAGUCCUGUGUCUUUGACCUCCUUACCACAGGGGAUGUGAAUUUCACUCUAGCUGCUUAUUAUGCCUUUGAGGAUGUGAAGUCAUUACACUCCAAUAAGGACAAACUCCAUUUGUAUGAAAGGACCAUGGACUUGGAGUCUGGAACUGCAGCUCCUAAAUCUGGCCUGGGGUUGACAAUAUUUCUCGUGGCUUUUGUGUGUUUGUUUCAAUGUUGCACAGUGUUGCUGUAAUGUUAUGUUUACUGUGUAAAUCUAACGCAAUGUAGUGGGGGCAGUUAAAGGGGUGCGAGCUCAAUUACCCAGGAUGCAUUUGUUUCUGUGAAAGCACAGUGUGUGACAUUGCUAUAAUGACAUAAUUUAUUUGAUCAUAUACAACAGUCACAGAAUUUGGGCUUGAGGAUUGCACAUCACUAAUAUGGUUUGUUCUAGUGAAACUUAGCCAUUCCUUAUCCAAAGCCUGCAAAGAAUGCAAAGGUCAUCAUAGUAAUGUAUCUUUCGGCAAGUAAGGUGUCUCACAUUGCUGUAGGACAGGUGUCUAAUCCUUUACAGAGGGCUGAAUUGAGACCUCUUUAACCUUUUUUUGUGCAUCUCUUUGACGCACGAUAAUUAUGGAGCACGAGUGUUGCCUGUCCAUCAAAUCUGCCGAGCUUAUGUGAACUGUACCUCAUCUAUAGAAGUCAUAGAGGGAAGAGAGAAGCUUCCUCUACCUGACUUGGUAUUUGCAGAUAUCAUGGUGGCUGUGAAAUGUAGUAUUUUGUGAACGUGGCUUUCGUGAUUCAUGAUUAGCUGUAACUGCAUGAUCAAUUUUCUUGGUGCUCACUAGUAUCAGAUGGUCUACCAACAAAGACCAAUAUUAAUGUGGACAUGUAGCAAUAAGCUUCUCCAAAUCCAAUAUAUAUGUGUGUGUAUAUGUAGCUGUGCUGCAUACAGCAAAACCUGGAUUUAAACAUGUCAAACCAAUACCAAAAAAAAACUAGGAAAUCGGGAUCUUGGCAAACCUGUGUUACCGUGAUGCAUUUUACUAUGUCAGAUCACACUGUUAAGGGAACACUUUUAUGAGUAUGUUGGUCAAGGUACAUGUUGCUUCCCUUUAGCUACAGAUGCAUUAAGAUAAGAACUGGUAGAAACUACAUGGCAGGUAAUUCAGACAGCCUUUAGGCUUGAAAUCGGAGCGCUUAUGUUACCAUGAUGCCGACUCUAUUGGCAAGUGAAACAGCAGCUUGUUCUAUUAUGGCUAUAAAUUCUAUGGGAGGGAUGCAUAGAAGAGCCUGGUCUUUCGACCAGUGAUCAUAGUACAAGCUGCUUACUUGGUAUGACACUGAUUACUGGAGCAGAUGUAUAGUGUAUAUAGACCUAUAGGAGUCAGAUGUAAAGCAAAAUAAUGCAACUUGUGUUGAAUAUAAUUUAUCUGGUCUGUAAUAUGUGGAACUUUUGUAGUUCUGUUGUUGUUUUUUGAAAUUGUGUCACUGUAAAUAGGAAGUACGUAAUGUGUUCCAGUGUAAUAGAUGUGGUAACUACUUUUCAUGCCAUUGAAUUAAAAUUUUGACCUAC